AUGGAGAUGCAGACAUGCGGGAAGCCGAUCGACACGCUCAUGGAGCGUGUUCUGUCGAUGAACAUCCUUGCUUCGGAUUACUUCCGCGGUCUGUUCCGACUAAAGACAUAUCACGAGGUGAUCGACGAGAUCUACUAUCAAGUUUCGCACGUGGAGCCGUGGAUGACGGGCAACUGUCGAGGGCCGUCCACGGCGUUCUGCCUGCUCUACAAGUUCUUCACCAUGAAGCUCACGGUCAAGCAGGUGCAAGGGCUCAUCACGCACGCGGAUUCACCAUACAUCCGCGCGGUUGGCUUUCUGUAUAUCCGGUAUAUGGCAGAGCCUAAGACCCUGUGGGGCUGGUGUGAGCCGUAUAUUAAGGACUCAGAGGAGUUUUCCCCGGGGACUAAUGGGAAGAACACCACCAUGGGGAAUUACGUACGCGACUUGCUGCUUGGGCAGUACUACUUUGACUCGCUCUUCCCCCGCAUCCCAGUGCUCAUCAGCCGUCAGAUCAUCUCCAACCUCGAGGCCCUGAAGCUACCCACCCAGCCCUCAGGCGUGGCAGCAUCAGCAGACAGAAGCGGUGCAGACGACAGUGCCGCCCGGCGGCCGCCGUCGGUGAAAGCUGCCUUGUCUGUAGCGUUCGGGCAGAGGGCCCCUCAUAGAGCGGAGAGGAGUGCAGAGAAGGAGAAGAAGAGUGCAGUUUCGGACCAGCUGAAGAAACUGAGGGACCUGUAUGGGGAUGGAGGGAGCAAGAAGGAGGCACAGCCGUCACAGGGUUACAGGGGGAGAGGGGAUGAUGAGGUUAUUCGACUGGGAGGGUUCACUUGGAAAUAG
Molecule: messenger RNA, 819 nt
Organism: Closterium sp. NIES-65
Lineage: Eukaryota; Viridiplantae; Streptophyta; Zygnematophyceae; Desmidiales; Closteriaceae
Source: the annotation of a GenBank genome assembly